AUGGGAGCAUCAACAUCAACGCAUAAAUACACGGUGCAGAAUCCUGCGGCGUCGGAAAGUACAUCGUCCAUUCAUAGUAGUGCGAAAUCCAAGUUUCUUAACCAGUCUCAGAUUUGGAGUGCAGAUGGAGCGCGCAUAUCAAGGAUGUGUGAGGGGGACAAGUUAAUGGAGACCAUCUAUGACAAUGUCAGGACCUCUACGAGGGCUUUCAAAGAGGCCUCAAGCAGUGAUAAACCAUGCCUUGGUUGGAAACCUGCCCCAGACAAGCCAUAUCAGUGGGUGUCCUACAUUGAGGUUAAUACAAGAGCCACAAACUUUGGUGCAGGACUUGUUAAUCUUGGCCUAGAACCUAGAAAUGAAACACGGGUGGGCAUCUAUUCACAGAACAGAGUGGAGUAUGUCAUUGCCGACCAGUCAUUUUACCGACAUUCUAUGACAGGUGUUCCCUUGUAUGACACUUUGGGAGAGGAGGCCUGUAAUUUUAUUAUUAACCAGGCUGAUCUAACCACCAUCAUCUGUGAUACGAAUGCUAAAGUAAAAACUUUACUGAGUCGGAGGAAGCAUUUCCCAAUGCUGAAGACACUGAUCAUUUUUGAGCCGGUAAAUAAUGAGACCAGAGAGUUAGCAGGAAAGCAGGAAGUCCGAGUGUUACAUUCAGAAGAAGUUGAAAAUCUUGGGAAGGAGAACCCAGUGGCUGCAAAUCCUCCCAAACCAGAAGAUUUGUGUAUGGUGUGUUAUACCAGUGGAACAACAGGUACACCCAAAGGUGCUAUGUUGACCCACAGAAACAUGGUAGCCUGUUUAUCAGCAGCUCUAAAAGUUCUAGAAACUUGUGGGAUCACCUUAUCAAGCGAAGAUACACUCAUAUCAUAUCUGCCCUUAGCUCAUUCUUAUGAAAGAAUUCUUGAGGCUAUUGCAUUAACAAGUGGAGCCCGAACUGGGUUUUUCCAGGGCGAUGUUAGAAAGUUGAUGGAUGAUAUCAAAGAACUUAAGCCAACAGUUUUUCCGUCUGUGCCUAGAUUGCUCAAUAGAUUCUAUGACAAGGUCAUAACCGGUGUCAAUGCAAGCAGAGUUAAAAAAUUCCUUUUUAACUUGGCCCUGAGUAGUAAAACAAAGGAGUUAAAAAGAGGUUUAAUUCGUAACAACAGUAUAUGGGACAAGGUUGUAUUCCGUGCCGUCCAGGGAGCACUUGGAGGUCGAGUCCGUAUCAUUACCACAGGAUCAGCCCCUAUAUCUGGGUCUGUCCUGAGUGUUCUCCGAUGUAUUGUCGGUUGCCCGAUACUGGAAGGAUAUGGCCAGACAGAAAAUUCUGCAGUUAGUACGCUGACCAUAGUUGGUGAUUCUGAUCCAGGUCAUGUGGGUCCACCAUUGCCUUGUAACAUGAUCAAGUUAGCCGAUGUUCCAGAAAUGGAUUACUACUCCAACAAUAAUAAAGGAGAGAUAUGUUUGAAAGGUCCAAAUGUGUUCAAGGGUUAUCUGAAGGAUGAAGAGAAAACACGAGAGGCUUUAGAUGAUGAAGGGUGGCUGCAUACUGGUGAUAUUGGCGAGUGGUUAACUAAUGGGACACUAAAGAUCAUUGACAGAAAGAAAAACAUAUUUAAACUUGCUCAGGGAGAAUACAUAGUUCCCGAGAAGAUUGAGAAUGUGCUAGUACAGUCACCUUAUGUGGCUCAAAUCUUUGUCCAUGGAGACAGUUUACAGGCAUGUCUUGUUGGCAUAGUGGUGCCUGACCCAGAAACCAUUCCAGGUCUUGCAAGUAAACUGGGUGUCACAGGGUCUCUUGCAGAGCUUUCAGAAAAACCCAGUAAGUUUUUUUUUUUUCCGUUAGAAAUUAAAAAAGCUAUACUGAAGGACCUGACAGACUUAGGCAAGAGAAAUGGUUUAUCUUCACUUGAACAGGUAAAAGACAUUAAACUGCACCCGGAAUUAUUUUCUGUUGACAACGGCUUGCUCACCCCAACUUUCAAGACAAAAAGGCAUGAAAUAUUCAAAUUUUUUGCAGACGACAUUGCCCAGAUGUAUAACAGAAUGGCCGAAGCGACACAAUCCUAG
Candidula unifasciata is the source of this 2052-nucleotide messenger RNA. The record is from the annotation of a GenBank genome assembly. Lineage: Eukaryota; Metazoa; Mollusca; Gastropoda; Stylommatophora; Geomitridae.